AAAAAUUACCCACCUGUGAAAUCAUUAAUAGAAGGCCAACGCUUGAGAAUCUUGAUUACUGGUGGUGCUGGAUUUGUUGGAUCUCAUCUUGCAGAUGCGCUAAUGCUUGCUGGUCACGAAGUCACAGUAGCUGACAACUUUUUUACUGGACGAAAAGUGAAUGUCGACCAUUGGAUUGGUCAUAAAAACUUUGAACUACUACAUCAUGACAUUACGGAACCCUUACGAAUUGAAGUGGAUCAAAUAUAUCACUUAGCUUCACCUGCCUCUCCUCCGCAUUAUAUGUAUAAUCCAAUUAAAACAAUAAAAACUAACACCAUUGGAACUAUGAACAUGCUUGGCUUAGCUAAACGCGUCAAAGCGAGACUUCUAUUAGCAUCAACCUCUGAAGUCUACGGAGAUCCUGAGAUUCAUCCUCAGCAUGAAGGUUACUGGGGUCAUGUAAAUUCGAUUGGACCCCGUGCUUGUUAUGAUGAAGGUAAAAGAAUUGCAGAAACGUUAUGCUACGCUUACAAAAAGCAGGAAAAUGUUGCUGUUCGUGUUGCGAGAAUAUUCAAUACCUAUGGACCAAGAAUGCACGUAAAUGAUGGUAUGGUAGUAAGCAAUUUUAUUAUUCAAGCCCUGCAAGGGAAACCGCUAACGGUGUACGGAAAUGGUAAACAAACUAGAUCUUUCCAAUAUGUUAGCGACCUUGUCAGAGGGCUGAUCACGUUAAUGAAUAGCAACGUCUCUUCUCCUGUUAACCUGGGUAAUCCUGAAGAGCAUACAAUUGCUGAUUUCGCUGAAUUUGUAAGAAAAUUCGUAGGCGGUAAAGUACCUAUAGUAAAUAAGCCAAUGCCACAAGAUGAUCCUCGAAAACGAAAACCUGACAUAACUAAAGCAAAAACAUUGCUAAAUUGGAAACCCGUGGUAAGUUCACGCAUACAUUACUUUUCUAAGUUUACUUAUGAAGCUUGA
Messenger RNA from Trichoplax adhaerens, 957 nucleotides. RefSeq lists its product as uncharacterized. Gene Ontology annotation, cellular component: cytoplasm. The transcript has 15 exons. NCBI's taxonomy places the organism in Eukaryota, Metazoa, Placozoa, Uniplacotomia, Trichoplacea, Trichoplacidae. Gene Ontology annotation, biological process: D-xylose metabolic process. The annotation marks the transcript as partial. Gene Ontology annotation, molecular function: UDP-glucuronate decarboxylase activity; NAD+ binding. The record is from RefSeq and is a predicted model, not a curated record.